Messenger RNA from Culex pipiens pallens (northern house mosquito), 3178 nucleotides. RefSeq lists its product as uncharacterized. NCBI's taxonomy places the organism in Eukaryota, Metazoa, Arthropoda, Insecta, Diptera, Culicidae. Bases 797 to 2341 code for a protein of 514 amino acids. The transcript has 4 exons. The record is from RefSeq and is a predicted model, not a curated record.
CCGUUGUGUAGAAUGGUGCUAUUGAUUAAGAACAUCACAGACGUGGUAACAUCACCGAUAAUCUCAACUGAUCAAGUGUAUCUUCUCGCUGCCCUGAUAAGAGAAUAUCUGGAACUGAGAGUUGGUGUGUUCAAUGACCCACUCAGGCCGAAACACCACUACACCACCCACUACCCGAAGAUGAUUCGCUGGCUCGGGCCGUUGAUGUCAUACUGCACAUUGUUUUGUGAACGGAAACAUUGUUUUUUCAAACGGGCCGUUCGCAGCACGCUAAACUACAAAAAUGUGCUGAAAUUUUGCACGGAGCACCACCAAUACUACCAAGGUGUACUAAACGAACAGGGUCUGCGAUUUGAAGACAAAUUUGCCCUUCAAACGUUUCUGGAAAAUUACAACGACUUGCCAUCGACAACUAAAGAGGAAUUGAGCGCUUUUGGGUUGCUGAAACCAGAACUUAUCUAUGUUGAAAGCGGAAGUUAUCAAGGCUACAAUUAUAGAAAGGAUAGCUUUUUGUUCGUGAAACAUGAUGAUUACUCCGAGUCGAUAGUAUUUCUCAAAUUGAAAUUAAUGAUUUAUGACAAUGAACAAAACAGCAUCUACAUGUUUGGCGAGAAGUGGUCAGUCGUGGACAUACACGAACGAGGAAUCUUACAAGCGAACCAAAACGAGGAAGAGAUAAUCUGCCAACCGAUUGAGAAUUUCAUUGAUAAAACGCCCAUUCAAUCGUUUAUUGAAAACAACACAGAAUAUCUAUUUAUUACCCACGCACUUCCUCUGCAGUAACAGCAGCCGAACCAUGGAGCAAAUAACAAUCUUCAAGAUCUGCGAUCUGCACAUGAACAACCGCCAAAUGAUUGCCUGCCAACCGAAUAGAGAAAGUGUUCUUGAUCAUGGAUCUUCAGCUCUACAAAAGCAAGUGAACCGAAUCCUUCUCGCCGCGGACGGUUGCGAAAUUACCACCGAUUUGGUCUUAACAGCGUGUCAAAGUCAGCUGCUGAUGUUGCUGAGCCAGGGCGAAGCAUGGAUGUCGUUCGGUUCUAACACCGUUCCGGUAGAGGAAACGGCAAAUUCGCCAUUCCGCGUCGAAGUACCAAUUGGUGACAGCAACACGAUCGGCGAAGAUUACAAUCUCGAGCUAGCUGAUGAAAUCAUUCUUCUGGAAGGAGGACACACUCAAGAUGCUACGGAAAUGAAAUCCUUUAAUUUGAGUGACCUACACGUGAAGAAUCCGGGGUUUGACGCGCCGAUCGGAGAAUUUCCGGUGGCUCUAACAUCACCAUCUACGUCUACGUCCACCGUCCAGAAGGCCGCCGUCACUGCUCGUGCUGCCGACGAAUGUGAACCCAGCAAAACCGAUGAAAACCGAUCGCCCAACGUCCCGACGAAGCGGCCGGUUGAGCAGAUUAGCAUCGUGAAGCCAAAGAGGAAGCUUACUACAGAUAUGAAGUUUCAUAGUUUCCAAAUAGAUUGGACAAAAGUGAGCGACCGGCUUUUGAACAAGUUCAAAGAUCAUCAAGAAUUCGUAGACAAAAAUCCCGAUAAACCCGUUCCGCGAGAAGUCCGAAUCACCAACGAUGACAUCAAUGAUUUGAUCCCAGUUGUCGUUGAACAGCUCCGAGCGAUCGAUACGGACAUUUCAGCCGACGUUAUGAAGUCUGUAGCGCUACAAAUCACGGGAAAAUUCCCUUGCCUCGAUUUUCCCGACGACGACGGUUUUAAGGACGGCAAGGGUUUCGUGAUGAUCAAGUCGAAGUUAAUCAACAGGAACAGUUAUUGCAAACGAUUCAAGGAGGGAAAAGUAGUCUCGUCGUCGCGAUCCGAUCGAUCAAAACAAUUGAACGCAAAGUCCGGUACGCUAAAGGAGUAUUGGGAAAACACGGCAGCUGAAUGUCCCAAAGCCGCACACUCGAUCCUGCUGCGCGAUGAACCGGAUUUGCUGACUGAUUCUGUUCUGGAAGAAACGCAGCCUUUCGUGCGAGUUCUACUGAACAGUCAAGACACGCAUAAAAUGCUGUCGAAGUGGCCUGUUCUGCGACGAGCAAAUCUUCUUAAAUUUCAUUUCGAGAAAGCAACCGGCCGAAACCUCAACGAUCUGUCCAAGUAUUGGAAUGCAAAAAAAACUAAAAUGAUUGAUUACUCUCGAACUGUAAAAAAAACUGUUCCACUCGGCGGCGAGGCAACGACACUUCAAAUCUGCACAUUUUUGGCGUUUCUUGUGGGAGAAGAGAUCAACAAGCUGAUCAUCAACAAAGAGAUGGGCACAAGCAUCGACGAUAUUUUCACGAAUGAGGCCAGUCCAGUGAUAGUGGGAAUCGGUGAGUCCAGCCAUAUUUUUAAUUGAUUAAUUAUUAACAAAACACAGCUCUAUAACUAGGUUCAGAACUUCCUCCAACGUUUAAUGCACUUUGUGUUUUUGCUCGACUUUCAUGUCUGUUUGUCUGUGGUACAAAGGUUUUGAACUAAUAAAUCGCCCUGAUCUUAUUUUGGGCUACAUCCCAAUUCAAAUUGAUGGUUUUAGAUAUUACACCGACCAACAAAAUUUCUGCGCAGGCUCAACUGAGGAGAAGUAUGAAGUUUGAGUUCCUCAGAAACAAGUUCACUUUGAUUUUUUCAAAAAUAUUUUGGGCAGGGCCGAAUGGUUUUUCUCCAAAGUUUGUUUGCCGGGUCCGGUGCUGUAGUGGCUAGCGUGGUAGUCUCUCACCACAGUAAGGCCUGGGUUCAAUCCCAGACGGACCCGGUGGCAUUAUCGAGACGAGAUUUGUCUGAUCACGCCUUCUAUCGGAUGGGGAAGUAAAACGUCGGUCCACUUGCGUAAAAGAGGUUUUGGAUGACUCACCACACAUAACCUUCGGACGCCUAGAAAUGAGCAGAAACUUGCAACAGAGACCACAAAAGACCCGGGGGUCGUUAAAGUGGAUUGCUUUGCUUUGUUUCUGGGGACCUCAAGCUUCAUGCUUCCCCUCGAGUUUAGCCUACACAGACAUUUUUGUCAAUUUUUGUUGGUCAGUGUUAUGUUAUGCUCCAUUUAAAUGUUCUAAUACACUCAACCCCCGUUGGUUGGUCACUUUUUCGUUUGACCAACGAGGUAUCCGUUCCUUGGCCAAAGUCAAACUAAAAAGUGACGAACUGUCACUUUUUAUACGGGACACACACUUACUAUCAAACCAAUCAUUUGAUA